CCAACCCCCCCCCCCCAAAAAAAAAAAAAAAAAACUUCAUAAAAACACUUGAACAAGCAAAAAGAUUGAAACUUUAUGCAAAAUGGACCAAGAAUUGCAAAGAAAUUUAAUUGAACCAAGAUACUUUAGAGGUUUAAGUACCCCUUUUUCUUUUUCUUUAACAAGAUUAGCCUCUUCUUUUAAUCUUCAACAAAAUCAAAGUUUUGAUGAUGAUGAUUAUGGUGAUUAUGGUUAUUCAAGACCCAUUGUGGUUCUUGAUGUGAUAUGGAAUUUAGCAUUUGUUUUGGUUUCUUGUUUUGUGUUAUUGACAACUAUUGGAGAAAAACCUUCAACUCCAUUAAGGCUUUGGAUUGGUGGCUAUGCACUUCAGUGUCUAUUGCAUGUUGGUUUUAUUUGGAUUGAGUUUCAAAGAAGGAGUAAUUUUGAUGAUUUUGAUGCUGUUAAUUUUGAUGGGGUUUCUCCUUUUUCACUGUUUCACAGCAGCAGCAUCAUGAAGAGGCUGGAAUCAAUCAAUACUGUGAUUUCAUCAAUCUGGUGGGUGUUUGGCUUUUACUGGAUUGUUAUGGGUGGCCAGGCACUGCUGCAAGAUUCACCUCGUCUUUACUGGUUAUCAGUUGUUUUCUUAGCAUUUGAUGUGUUCUUUAUGAUCUUUUGCAUUGCGAUGGCAUGUGUAGUCUUCUUCGCGCUCUUUUGUUUCUUUCCGUUUAUCGCAACAGUUGCAUAUGCCAUGAGACUUGGAGAUGGAGCAUCUGAAAAUGAUAUCAAGACUCUUCCCAAGUAUAGAUAUGGUCAAACAAAUACUUCAGGGAGCCUCGUAAAUGUGAAGACGGGAGAUGAUCACUUGUUAUCACAGUUCAACAGUAGUAGUGACUCUGUACCUGAGCUUGCUCUUCAACCAGAUGAUUCCGAGUGCUGCAUUUGCCUCUACAAAUAUGUGGAUGGGGUAGAGCUGUGUGUUCUUCCGUGUAAUCACCAUUUCCACCAUGGAUGCAUUAGCAAAUGGCUGAGGAUAAAUGCAACCUGCCCACUCUGCAAAUUUAAUAUUCUUAGGGGUGACACUCUAGUCUGAGUAAUUGUCUGUCAGAGAGUUGAGACUACUGAGAAAUGUAAUUUUUCCAUGGCCUACGAUCUUCUGUCAAAAUGUAUGUAAAAUUAGCCAUAUUUAAUGAUUGUCUCACUGUCA
This is a messenger RNA of Lycium ferocissimum, 1183 nucleotides long. Its product is annotated as E3 ubiquitin-protein ligase At4g11680-like. The transcript has 4 exons. The record is from RefSeq and is a predicted model, not a curated record. Bases 83 to 1069 code for a protein of 328 amino acids. NCBI's taxonomy places the organism in Eukaryota, Viridiplantae, Streptophyta, Magnoliopsida, Solanales, Solanaceae.